Nicotiana tabacum (common tobacco) is the source of this 1194-nucleotide messenger RNA. Lineage: Eukaryota; Viridiplantae; Streptophyta; Magnoliopsida; Solanales; Solanaceae. The record is from RefSeq and is a predicted model, not a curated record.
AUGGCUCGUUCAACUCAUUGUGGCACAUCAGCUAGCCAUGGUCCAUACAGUGCUCGACAGAGUCAGUCUUCUCUUGGUGCACUUCCAGCUGAGAGUUCAUCUCGUGCACCAUCACUUCAGGGUUCCUCUAUACCAGGUUCUUCUGGUAGUUAUUCUGGUUCUCGAGGUCUAGUUCAGCAGAGGAGUCAGGCUACGACUUCUGCACCAAUUGCUCCACCACCCACCCACCCAGCUCGGGGUGGGGCUCAGUCAGCUAUGGGUCGCCCAAGAGGGAGAGGCCGACUAGGUGGCGAUCAGAGUUUUGUACUGCUUAUGAAUGGAAAGCACCCACAGACCAUAUUAACAGAUCAAGAUCUUGGCUUAAUAGAAGCUAUUGCCAAUGAAUUGCCACACUUUAAACAUGCCUUUUUACUUUAUGAACUUGGUAACAUCGAAGAAUUUGAGCACCAAUGGGAUGGAUUGAUCUCUCAAUUUGAUCUUGGAUCAAAUAGGCAUAUAAAGUUGCUAUAUUUAAAUCGUGCAUCUUGGGCACUGCCAUACUUGAAGGGAUACUUUUUUGCUGGAAUGGUUGGUACUGCAGUUAGUAUAAGAAACUAUGCUGGUGAAGAGGCAACAAUGCGGCAAAAGUAUUACAAUUCUCAAAUUAAGACAUUCAUGCCGAUGGAGAAACAUGAAUCAAAAGUUCUCACGCCCUUCGCCUUUAAGUUGUUACAGGAUGCGAUGAUACUUUCUGUUGAGUAUAGUCUAUUUCCACAUAGUGAUGGAUCAUAUCUUGUGCGUCACUACAGCAAAACAGAUGGUGGACGUUUUGUCUAUUGGAAUUCAAUAGAAGAGGUUGUUCAAUAUUCUUGCCAAGAGUUUGAAUUUUCUAAAAUUUUGUGCAGGCUUUCUAUUCGAGUACUUAGUGCUCAUAAUUAUUUCAUGUUGCCUGAUAAGUAUUUCCUGGCUAGGUGGAGGCAAGAAAAUCCAUUGGUUCUAAAGUUUACUCAUAUGAUGAAAUCCAAUAACGAUAACAACGAGCUCCAGAGUCUUCAUUCUACAUUCAGAGAUUUCACUCUUGAAUCAAUAAAAACAAAAGGUCGUCUUGAAUAUGCUAAGAAGGAAUUGCAAAGAGUGCGGCAAAUUAUUCAAUGUUUUCCUGAAAAUGAGCAUAUGAAGGAAGAGCAUGAACAUGUUGCUUUAGUCAAUCUAUAG